CGCGCUCUCUCUCCCUCUCUCCGAAUCCCGCUUCCAUUAACAACUACAACACAACUGCCGCUCCGGCAGAGAAAAUGCGCUGGCAGUUGCAGCUCCAAACGCUCCAAAAGCUCCAACUGUUUUGAACACUCCAACAUCUCCAAAAAGAACCCAAGCAAAUCACCACGAUGCCACCGCACAAGUGGACGGAUGAGUCGCGGGACGCGUCCUGUUACUACGAGGAUACGACCGCAUCCCGAUUACGCCGGCCGUCGUCCUCUUCCAACUCCUCCGCCUCGGUGGAACGAUCCGAUGAUGAGGCGGAUGACGAGCGUGAGGCGUUCUGCUCCGGCGAACGACCACUAAUCCGCUCCAGCGGCGCAGCGGAGGUAAACGAUGAUUGUGGUCCAAAGACGCGUCACAUUUUUGGCUUCAUGGGCUUCCUGGGAUUUGCCGUCGUCUAUGCGAUGCGGGUCAAUCUCUCGGUGGCCAUUGUGGCCAUGGUGAAUCAAACGGCCAUUCCGCACAGCAACUCAUCGGUGAUCGAUUUGGACACUUGUCCACUGCCGGAACCCAAUCACAACGGCAGUGAUCCCAAUCCCCAAAGGGAGGGCGAGUUUGUGUGGGACGAGGCCACGCAGGGAUUGGUCCUGGGCAGCUUCUUCUACGGCUAUGUGCUCACCCAAGUGCCCGGCGGACGGAUGGCCGAAUUGUACGGCGGCAAGAAGAUCUACGGGUACGGAGUGCUGGUCACGGCUAUUUUCACACUACUCACCCCGCUGGCCGCCCACUGGGAUCUGCCGCUGCUCGUGCUGGUCCGCAUUUUGGAGGGCAUGGGCGAGGGCGUCACCUAUCCUGCCAUGCACGCCAUGCUGGCCCACUGGAUACCGCCGCUGGAGAGAAACAAGUUUGCUGCCGUCGUCUAUGCGGGCUCCAAUAUAGGAACCGUCAUAUCCAUGCCCCUGGCCGGAUGGCUUUGCUCCCUGGACUUUUUGGGCGGCUGGCCAUCGGCCUUCUACAUCUUUGGACUGCUGGGCAUCUUGUGGUUCGUCGCCUGGAUGUAUCUGGUGUACGACAAGCCCAGCGAUCAUCCCCGGAUUUCCUCGUCGGAGCGUGAGUACAUCGAAAGGUGUCUCAGGCUGGUAAAUCAGGAUAGAUUGGUGGCGGAGGAGCAGGAUCAGGAUGAGGAGCAGGAUGGGGCGAAUCUAAGGAGGCCGCAGGAGGAGCCCAUACCAUGGUCAUCGCUGCUCACCUCUGUGCCCCUGUGGGCCAUCCUGUUGACCCAAUGCGGUCAGGGCUGGGCCUUCUACACGCAGCUAACCGAACUGCCCACCUACAUGAGCAACAUUCUGCACUUUGACAUCCAGUCUAACGCCCUGCUGAAUGCCGUGCCCUAUCUAACCUCCUGGUUCGUGGGCAUCGCCUGCUCCGCCCUCGCGGACUGGAUGCUGGCCAGACGCUACAUAUCUCUGUUGAACUCGUACAAGCUGUGGAACACGGUGGCCUCGGUGGUGCCGUCGCUGGGCCUGAUUGGCAUCAUUUACGUGGGUUGUGAUUGGGUGUGGGUCACCUUUAUGCUGGCCGGUGUGGGCUCUUUUGGCGGAGCCGUCUACGCCGGCAACCAGAUGAACCACAUAGCCCUAAGUCCCAGAUUUGCGGGCACCAUGUACGGGAUUACCAACUCGGCGGCCAAUAUCUGCGGCUUUAUGGCGCCCUAUGUCAUUGGGUUGAUCAUCAACCAUCGCGAGACCUUGACCCAGUGGCAUCUGGUCUUUUGGCUGGCGGCCGGCUUGAAUAUUGGCGGUAACUUCAUCUACCUGAUCUUCGCCAGCGCCGAGGAGCAGAGCUGGUCGAAGACACCUGCACCCACUACAACACGCAUCUCACGAGCAUCCCUGCGCGCUUAAAGCACGCAAAACUAUUCGCUAUUUUAGCUAGAUCAUAAGCAUUUGUGAUAAUUCCGAUAUACACAUAUAUAUCCUA
This is a messenger RNA of Drosophila gunungcola (fruit fly), 1962 nucleotides long. It is a transcript of the gene MFS10, whose product is annotated as putative inorganic phosphate cotransporter. Gene Ontology annotation, biological process: transmembrane transport; monoatomic anion transport. The transcript is spliced from 2 exons. Gene Ontology annotation, molecular function: transmembrane transporter activity. The record is from RefSeq and is a predicted model, not a curated record. Bases 168 to 1886 code for a protein of 572 amino acids. NCBI's taxonomy places the organism in Eukaryota, Metazoa, Arthropoda, Insecta, Diptera, Drosophilidae.